Orcinus orca (killer whale) is the source of this 2047-nucleotide messenger RNA. It is a transcript of the gene P2RX6, whose product is annotated as purinergic receptor P2X 6. Gene Ontology annotation, cellular component: nuclear inner membrane; plasma membrane. Gene Ontology annotation, biological process: response to ATP; monoatomic cation transmembrane transport. Gene Ontology annotation, molecular function: ATP binding; purinergic nucleotide receptor activity; extracellularly ATP-gated monoatomic cation channel activity. NCBI's taxonomy places the organism in Eukaryota, Metazoa, Chordata, Mammalia, Artiodactyla, Delphinidae. Bases 896 to 2047 code for a protein of 383 amino acids. The record is from RefSeq and is a predicted model, not a curated record. The transcript is spliced from 11 exons.
UGGGCAGCUUUAUGUAAAGCCCUGGAAGAAUGACCUUCACUGAGCUGGUGAGGUCAUCAAACUCUCUGUUCACAUGGAUAUCCUGAGGAGAAACCCAUUACAAGGCUGUGCGUUAUCACUUUCUGAGAACUUGACUGUUUUACUUAUGUACCCAAGGUAUCAAAGAAGCUUAUUAGGGCAUUAGUUGUCCCAAGCCUGAAGGAUUGAAGCUGUAAACACAUCUCUGGAAAGGCUUUGACUCAGGCCUGGGUUGAAAAAAAUCAGAGGUAGAAUAAGCAGUGAUUUGUGACUAGACUCUUUUCAUAAUUUGUAUUUGGGGAUUCUCUCCUUAAUGUUUAACCACCUUAGAAAAGAGUGACAUUUUUUCUAUAUUAAAAAGGCAAAAUUGAGUGAAAAGGGGUUCUCAUCUCCUGUGCAGUUCCCCAAGUGAAUCUUCCAGCACCUGCAGCCAGUACUGGACAGGGAGAGGGGCCACCUUGCAAGAGCUGAACCUGCAAAUCCAAACAUUGGUGAGCAGUGAGCGUUGUGCCCCCCAAGCCACCUAUUCUCUCUCGGCCAAUGAAGAACCCAGGCGGGUCUGAGGGCUGUUGGGAGGAUCCGAGAUGAGUUUUAUGAGAAGUUCUUACAGAAAAAUCCAGCAGCUCUAGGGCAGACAGUGGAUUAGCCUGGACAGACCUGAGAACACCAAAGCAGCCUUCACUUCGCAUGGGAUUCCUGGACACCUGAGAAACACACACACAGUGAUCAGCCACACACUCCCCACUGGAGACAGAAUACCUGGAUGGCCCCUGGGUUCCAGCAAGGCCAGGGGAAGAGCAGGACACUCCAGGGCUGGGAGAGGAGGGCGGUGGUCCGCCACUGCUGAAGAGCUGGAGGGUGAGAAAGUUCUAUACGCAUGAAUCGGCCUCCUGUAGUUCCAAUGCUUGUUCUUCAUGACCCCUGCAGCCAACCCAUGAGGUGGGCCCUCCUCGCCAAAAAAGGCUACCAGGAGCAGGACCUGGACCCCCAGAUUUCUGUCAUCACCAAACUCAAAGGGGUUUCCGUAACCCAGAUCAAGGAGCUGGGGAAUCGGCUGUGGGAUGUGGCUGACUUCAUGAAGCCACCACAGGGAGAGAACGUGUUCUUCUUGGUGACCAAUUUCCUUGUGACGCCAGAACAAGUUCAGGGCAGAUGCCCAGAGCACCCCUCCAUCCCGCUGGCUAGCUGCUGGGCCGACCAGGACUGUCCUGAAGGGGAGACAGGGACCCACAGCCACGGCAUAAAAACGGGCCAGUGCGUAGUGUUCAACGGGACCCACAGGACCUGUGAGAUCCGGGGCUGGUGCCCAGUGGAGAGUGGUGCUGUGCCUGUGAAGCCCCUGCUGGUCCAGGCCGAGAACUUCACGCUGUUCAUCAAAAACACCGUCACCUUCAGCAAGUUUAACUUCUCCAAGUCCAAUGCCUUGGACACCCAGGACCCAACAUAUUUCAAGCGCUGCCGCUACGACCCGCGCUCCAGCCCCUCCUGCCCUGUGUUCCGCAUCAGGGACCUCAUGGCCGCAGCUGGAGGGGUCUUUGAGGACCUGGCGCUGCUGGGCGGUGCCAUGGGCAUCCACGUCCACUGGAACUGCGACCUGGACACCAGGGCCUCUGACUGCUGGCCCCACUACUCCUUCCAGCUGCAGGAGCGGAGCUACAACUUCAGGUGCGGCCCCCACUGCCCACCUGCUCCGAGCCAGGUUCUCGUCUGCCUGUCCUCCUGUGGUGGCCGGCACAGACCACCCCUCCCAGAACUCUGGAUGGCCACUGUAUGUGGGAGGGGGGCCCAGGGGAAGGAGGAGGUGGUCUCAGCUCCACGACCCCCAACACAGGCUCCAUCCAGCCUCCCUCCUGAGCCCUAUCUCCUCCACCCCAAACCCCUGCUGCUGCUGGGACCCCUCCCCCAGCCCCUCCUCCCCCAUCCUGCCUCUAGCACCCCCCUCCACUGCACAGGGGGCUUUCUUUUUUACUUUUCCCUUAAGGUUUUAUCAAAAAAAUUACAAAAAUCUAUAGAAAAGUUCAAAAAUUAG